GAUUCUAUGACAGUUGACGGCACACAGUGGUGAGCAGUUUGGGGCAGAAAAGGGGCCACAGGGAAAGAAGAGAGCCCACUCCAUGCCCGGAAUAGACAACUCUUCUCUGAGACUGAGGCUAACCAGAUUAUGCAGAAAUUUCUUCUCUCCGUCCUUGCCUGGAGCUGGGGUAGUUGUUAAGCACUUGGGUUUCUAAGGAUCCCUUGAAAAGCCACACAAAAUACAUGGCCUUUGAAUGGGUUGCAGCAGUUACCUUUGCUGCUGGCACAGCGGCACUUGGUUACCUUGCUUACAGAAGAUUCUAUGUGAAAGAUCACCGCAACAAAGCCAUGGUGAACCUUCACAUACAGAAGGACAACCCUAAGGUAGUGCAUGCUUUUGACAUGGAAGAUUUGGGAGACAAAGCCGUGUACUGUCGUUGCUGGAGGUCCAAAAAGUUCCCGUUCUGUGAUGGAUCCCACACAAAACACAACGAAGAGACUGGAGACAACGUGGGACCCCUGAUUGUCAAGAAAAAGGAAACUUAGAGGGACAGUUCACAUGCUGCAGACCGACUUGUCAUGAUGUUACCUGGUUGUUUAAUUAGGGUGACUACCACUUCUGUCUAAUUCACCUCCUCUGGGUUCUAGAUGUGGUAUAUUGCAAAUUGCAGCUUUCACAUUUCAUGGCAUUUGCCUUAAUUGCUGAAACAUCGUGGUGCACAUUUGUGUAAACAACAACAGCAACAAAAAAAAAAAAAACAAAGAAAAUGUGAAAACCAACUUCAUGGCCUGUGGGUUAUUUUGGUCUUGUAAGGAUCCGUUUCUUUAAAUUUAAAAUAAUGAUAUUAGAAUAUAGUCAUAUCUUGAGGUUGAUGUAUUAAAUUAUUCUCAAAAUCACACAUACGCAAAUUGUACUUGUAAGUUUCAAGGAAACAUUACCACCUUUUCAUAUCACUCAUUUAUGCUAGAAAGUAAAUAAGGUAUGAUCGAGCUAUAUAUACUUCUUAGUACAAGCU
This is a messenger RNA of Ochotona curzoniae (black-lipped pika), 997 nucleotides long. RefSeq names its product CDGSH iron sulfur domain 1 (gene CISD1). Lineage: Eukaryota; Metazoa; Chordata; Mammalia; Lagomorpha; Ochotonidae. Gene Ontology annotation, biological process: regulation of autophagy. The coding region runs from base 225 to 527 and encodes 100 amino acids. The transcript has 4 exons. Gene Ontology annotation, molecular function: 2 iron, 2 sulfur cluster binding. The record is from RefSeq and is a predicted model, not a curated record. Gene Ontology annotation, cellular component: mitochondrial outer membrane; intracellular membrane-bounded organelle.